AUGCUGGGCGUGGAGGGCAUGCUCUUGCCCGAGGUACUGACAUCGACUGGUAUCCUUAACGUCCCCAAAUGGUACGAUGCUGGAAAAUCCGAGUACUUUGCCUCGUCAUCGACUUUGUUUGUGAUCGAGUUCAUAUUGUUCCACUACGUGGAGAUUAGGCGACUGCCCCUGAACGAGGUCGGCUAUCCGGGCGGCAUUUUCAAUCCCCUCAAAUUCACACCGACUCUCGAGGCCAAGGAAAAGGAGAUCGCCAACGAGCAAAAAACUGUAGGAACAAGAAAGGCCUUCCCUCCUCAACCCCAACCCGACCCGCCCAGCCGGGCUAGGCCAUUCUUCCCUCCGCCUUCUGCAGCCUCACUUGUCUACCGCAAGAUCUCAACAGACGAGCUCUCGCCAUUCGCAGACCUCCAAAUUUCGCCGGAAAACCCGAACCCGAAGAGCUUCCCCCACAGCGUGAAGCAGCGGUGCUGGGCCAAAGCGGAUAAAAUCAAGGGGCGCGACCCGGACAGGUGGCGCCGUGACCCGUUGGGCAACAUUGUGUUCAGGAAGCUCGUGGGUUGUCCCUGUUGCCUCUCCCAUGAUUUCAAUCACAUUGUUCCAUACUCGAAGUGGGUUAGUGGAAAUGUGGGAUUUUGGUUGUGCAGAGUUGUUGAUUGA
Molecule: messenger RNA, 657 nt
Organism: Striga asiatica
Lineage: Eukaryota; Viridiplantae; Streptophyta; Magnoliopsida; Lamiales; Orobanchaceae
Source: the annotation of a GenBank genome assembly